ACAGGAAAGUGAAAAUUCACGAGAUACACAGACACCGUGAAAUACGUUUAGGGUUUAGCUCCGCUGCAAAGCCCUUAACAUUCAUUCCCCUACUAUGUACGGUGGUCUGAGACCAUGCCGGUGAACGGAAACUGUAAGACUCAGUUGCAGUGAUUUGCAAAUUCGAAUUCAUCUUCUAGACUUCUAAGAUGGUCGAUACGAUUAGCAUUUUACCAGAUUCAAUUCUCUGUGACAUUCUUUCCUUUCUCCCAACCAAGCAAGCCGUUGCAACCAGCGUUCUCUCGAAGCGGUGGAAGCCUCUAUGGCUUUCAGUCCCAACUCUCGACUUCGACCAUGUUCUACUCUACAACAAUGAGGACUCUGCUCGCUUUGUUCAGUCCGUAUAUGCAGUCAUCCUCUUCCGAGAUCAACACCAACCUAUCCACAAAUUCCGCCUCAACUGUGCCAAUUGUGAUCAUCUUGAUGUUGUCAAUGUCAACGCAUGGCUUCAUGCUGCGGUGCAACGCCGAAUUCACCACCUAGAUAUCUCCCUCAGCUUUGAUCAACCAAAAUCGUUCAUCUCCCCCGUCAUCUUCAGUUGCAAAACUCUCGUGGUUCUCAAGUUGCAGGGGGUAACAUUGAAACCUCUUGACUCCACUGUUGAUCUUCCAUUGCUUAAAAUCCUGCAUCUACAACAAGUGUUUUUCAAAAAUCGCGGAUGUCUCGCCGAGCUUCUUACCGGGUGCCCUGUCCUUGAGGAUUUCAAAGCAGAUAAUUAUGGUUCUGCUACUCAGGUCACCACUAGUAAGGAGUUUCAAACUUUGCCCAAGUUGGUCAGAGCUGAAAUUUCAGUUAUACCUGCACCUUCGCUCAUGAUUGUGGUUAACAAUGUCAAGUUUUUGCACUUACACUGGUUUGGUGGUUGGAUUUGGAAACUCUAUUGCCACGGUCGAGACAAAUACCUCCAGUUUUUCUCUAUGUUUCACAAUUUAACCCGUCUUGAGCUUUCCUAUUUGCAUUGUUAUAACGAUGGGUAUCAGGUAGUGGAAUUUCUCAUGAAUUGCCCUAAGCUUCAAGUUCUUGUCAUUAACCAGCCACAUUAUGAAAAAUGUGCGUGUGAUGGAAUUGAAGAAGUAGGAGAUUUGCAAUACCCUUCAUCAGUUCCUGAAUGCAUUCUAUUACACCUUAUAAGUUGCUGUUUAAAUGAUUAUAGAGGCAACAAAGGUGAGUUUCAAUUUGCAAGAUAUAUUCUCCAGAAUGGAAGAUUGUUAGAGAGGAUGACAAUAUGUAGUGAUUCUACAGUAAAUCGACAGAGAAAGCAUAAGAAUUUUAAACAAUUAUCCUCCUGCACGAGGCAUUCCGCCACUUGUAAACUUUCCCUUAAAUGAUUACAAACUACAUUUUGUAGCUGCAAGUAGUUUCUUCCUUUUAAUUAGUUGCUAUCUACAUAUGAACCUUGUCUUAAUUUGAUCAUCGAACUUGUUCUUUACUGAUGAUUAAUUGCAAAUUAAAGAUGUUGAGCUCUAGAUUGAGGUUAUUGUAUGUCAAA
Messenger RNA from Lotus japonicus, 1528 nucleotides. Its product is annotated as FBD-associated F-box protein At4g10400-like. The transcript is spliced from 3 exons. Gene Ontology annotation, molecular function: protein binding. The record is from RefSeq and is a predicted model, not a curated record. Bases 189 to 1367 code for a protein of 392 amino acids. NCBI's taxonomy places the organism in Eukaryota, Viridiplantae, Streptophyta, Magnoliopsida, Fabales, Fabaceae.